AUGACUACCUUGUCAAAGGCUGAAUAUCUCCAACGAUACCUUUCAUCUGGAAACGAGGAAAAGAAAACAAAGAAGAAGAAAAAGGGCAAGGAAAAAACACAACAACGCCCAGCUGGAUUACGUAUAGUAGAGGAUGACGCAUUUAUUUCUGUUUCCGCUAAAUUCAAAGAUAUCGACACUGAUGAAGAAAAGGAAGACAUUGAGAUUAUCUCCAGUAUUUCGAAACAGUUAGAGGCAAAAGCUCGCGAAGGACCUAAAUUUCUCAAGUCGUUCAAACCUUUGGAUGGAGCGGAGAUCAAACAAGAGGUCAAGACUGGUGAGCGUUUUCCAUAAGU
Strongylus vulgaris is the source of this 335-nucleotide messenger RNA. The record is from the annotation of a GenBank genome assembly. NCBI's taxonomy places the organism in Eukaryota, Metazoa, Nematoda, Chromadorea, Rhabditida, Strongylidae.